This is a messenger RNA of Fraxinus pennsylvanica, 975 nucleotides long. Lineage: Eukaryota; Viridiplantae; Streptophyta; Magnoliopsida; Lamiales; Oleaceae. The record is from the annotation of a GenBank genome assembly.
AUGGCUUACCCUUUCAAAUAUCCACCACCAAUCACAGAUUUCUCGCAAGCGAGGUGUGUUACUGUUACUAGUUUUAGAAAGCAGUUGAUGGCCGCCACGCGCUCUCCGGUGACUCCUCACGUGAUUGGCUCCGCCGUGUUUGAACUUUCUAGAACCGCCUCCCAUAUCGGAGCCCCGUUUUCGGUCCGGUUCUCGUCUCGGAGCCACUGCAUUUCCAGCUCCGCUGCCACUUACGUAAACCGCCAGCCUUCCGAAGGACCCUCCUGCAUAUUUGUCGGACCCAUUGAGUCCGCCAGCCAAGAAACUCUCGAAGCGCUCUAUCGUCAGGCGCGGGAUGCAUAUUACAGUGGGAAGCCUUUGAUAGUGGAUGAUAUGUUUGAUAGAGUCGAGUUAAAAUUGCGGAGGUAUGGUUCAAAGUAUGUGGUGAAGUACCCACGAUGCAGUCUCAGGCGGCAAUCUACUUAUGCUGAUGCCGAGGAAGAUCCUUCACAGGUUUUUGCUUUAGCGAGCAUAUGGUUCUUGAUUCUUGGAUUUGGCUCUUCAGCAUGUCUGGUGCCAGUACUCUACACCAUUUGUCGAGCUUAUCAAGAUGCAGUUGAUUCUGGAAUUGUUUAUGAUAAUCAAGCUUCUGUGCUAGAGUUUCUUACCACGCUUAACGGCACUCUCUUAAUAUUAUUUGGAUUCGUGAUUGGCUACCCAAUUGCAUCAGCUUCUGUUGGAGCACUUCAAAGGCUUUGGAACAGUAAACUGGUGGCAUUGAAAGGAGCAUGCCCUAAUUGCGGCGAAGAGGUGUUUGCUUUUGUUAGGUCAGAUCAGUCCAAUAGUUCCCCUCAUAGAGCUGAGUGUCAUGUAUGUGAGAGCUCCUUAGAAUUCCGCACCAAAAUUGAGAAAUCCAUCUCGAGACCAGGUAAUCGAUGGGUAUAUGGCCGCAUCUACUUAAUUAAACAGAGGGGUCGACGUCAAAGAUGGGCAUAA